CGCUGCUCGUGCUCAGUCCACCGCGGGAGUUGUGCAUAACAGUGGUGUGUGUGUUGUUUACCUCUUAGAUACUCUACGUGCAACCAGUGCUUGGAGACGCGGCACGGCGGGAACGAUCUACACUCACCAACAGGCAGGCUGGAGUAAUGCCCACAAGACAAGACACAUUUUAAUGGUUGUUCGGUGAAGGUGUACAGCUUGGACUAUGGGUGACAUCACAGUAGACGAUGUGGCUUCAUGUGAGCAGAGUAGUAGUGACGAUGGCAUUGGAAAACCGACAGAGAACAACAAUAUUGACACUAGUCCAUCACUAGCUCAAACCUCUCAAGAUCUAGGAAGUGCUCGCGAACAAAAUAACCUCAUCAGCAGUGAUAGUAGGAAACCAAGUAUUGACAAACGAGUGAGGUUUUCAGAGAAAAUCGAAAAUGUCAAUAUAGAGGAGUCGUCAACAAACAACGACUUGAGUCUGCAGUCAGCCGUCAGCAGAGAGACCAGAGUAGUCUGGGAGAUGAUCACCGAUGGACAGAAGGAAGCCGUCAAGUGGCCACACAAAGACUCAACCGCAUCAACAGACUCCGUGUUCGUAUAUGACCAGCCCGAGGACGCACUGUCCGGCGGCAAGAUGGUGACAGAUUUGGACGAAGACGACGAACCGAAUAAAGCCAUCGGGGGACGAAAUGUGUUCAAGGAUUUACUAGAAGUGCGAAAACUUGAAAACGCGUCAGUUUCAGCUGGGGACGGCGGGUUGGAGGCGGGGGGUGGCGGCGCGGCGUCGCAUUCUACUCACAGCUGCGGCUCGUUGUUCGCUCAGUGCGGCGCGCACCGUGGCCAGGGACACAGUCUGGUCACAACGUUCAGUCAGGGACGACUGAAGCACGUGGAGUCCGAUGACACGUAUGACGGUCCGGUCAGUCUGACGGAGAUACUGCACGAGCGAGACGCGGGGCCGAGCCGCAUGUGCCUCAUGGGGAACGGAGUGUCGAACAUUGGCAAGGGGGAGAGAUCUCCCGAGGGUCCGGUGGCUGGGGCUGGGGCUGUGGCAGUGGCGGGAGCGGGGGUGGUGGUGGUGCUGAAGAACCAGAUCAAGCAGUGGGAGGAGCGGUCCACGGAGCUGGGGGAGGAGGUGGCAGAGCUCAGGAAGGAAGUCAAGAGAAAGGAUCACGAGAUACUGCGACUGCAGAGGGAAGUCCACAAGUUAAAGGUACUCAAACUAUAUCUUACAUGUAGUAAUAAAAUAACUUACUGUAUAAAGGAAAAGCUAUACCUAGAACUAACACUGCAAGACAAACCAAAAUAA
Molecule: messenger RNA, 1297 nt
Organism: Macrosteles quadrilineatus (aster leafhopper)
Lineage: Eukaryota; Metazoa; Arthropoda; Insecta; Hemiptera; Cicadellidae
Exons: 3
Coding region: 206-1297 (363 amino acids)
Source: RefSeq, a predicted model, not a curated record